This is a messenger RNA of Symbiodinium necroappetens, 6909 nucleotides long. The record is from the annotation of a GenBank genome assembly. Lineage: Eukaryota; Dinophyceae; Suessiales; Symbiodiniaceae.
AUGAGUGAACAGUACGACGUUGUUGUCAUUGGUGCCGGUCCUGGAGGAUAUGCUGCAGCAAUCCGUUGCGCCCAACUGGGAUUAUCAACCGCAUGUAUCGAAAAAGACAAAGGCAAAGAUGGUGAACCCACUCUGGGUGGGACCUGCCUGAAUUGGGGCUGUAUCCCGUCCAAAGCCUUGUUAGACACUUCACACAAGUAUAUUGAGGCGAAAGAGCACUUCGCUGACAUCGGCAUUACCACCAGUAAUGUCGAAGUGGAUGUGCCCAAAAUGAUCGCGCGCAAAGACGAAGUCGUGAAAGGCCUGACCGGCGGUAUCGCCGGCCUGUUCAAAGGUAAUGGGGUCACCGCACUUUAUGGCACAGGCAAACUCCUGGCCAACAAACAGGUUGCUUUUACCGACCACGACGGCAAUGAAUCCAUGCUGCAGGCUGAACAUGUCAUUCUUGCACCAGGAUCUGUACCCGUCUCAAUCAAACCCGCACCGCUUACAGAAGACUUUAUUGUCGACUCUACCGGCGCACUGGAAUUCACCGAGGUACCUAAGCGUCUGGGUGUCAUUGGUGCUGGUGUCAUCGGCCUGGAACUCGGCAGCGUAUGGCAGCGUCUGGGCGCUGAAGUUGUGAUCCUGGAAGCACUGGAAGAAUUCCUGCCCAUGGCAGAUGAGCGCAUCGCACGAGAUGCUAAAAAGAUUCUCACCAAUCAGGGUUUAGACAUUCGCCUGGGCACACGAGUGAUUGGCGCCGAAGUUAAAGAUGGUGCGGUUGAAGUGAGUUAUCAGGACAGUGAAGGCGAUCAGUCGCUACAGGUCGAUAAACUUAUCGUUGCUGUUGGUCGACGGCCGUUUACUGAAGACCUGCUGUCGCCCGACUGUGGCGUCAAUCUGGACGAACGUGGUUUCCUCUACGUUAAUGAUCUCUGCCAGACUGAUGCGCCAAAUGUCUAUGCAGUGGGAGAUGUUGUCCGUGGCCCGAUGUUGGCCCACAAAGGUACCGCAGAAGGUGUGAUGGUGGCUGAACGCAUCGCCGGAUUUAAGCCCCUGGUAAACUACGAUACAAUUCCCAGUGUUAUUUAUACACAUCCCGAAAUUGCCUGGGUGGGCAAAACAGAGCAACAGCUCAAAGCUGACGGUGACAACUAUAAAGUGGGCAGCUUUCCAUUUGCUGCCAGCGGUCGAGCUCUGGCUGCUAAUGAUACCCAGGGAAGCGUUAAGGUGAUUGCCGACGCGGACAGUGACCGUAUCCUCGGUGUCCAUAUUCUGGGACCGCAAGCCUCAGAAUUAGUAGCCCAGGCGGUCAUCGCGAUGGAGUUCGACGCCAGCGCAGAAGAUUUAGGUCUGAUCAUGUUUGCUCACCCGACAUUAUCCGAAUCGGUGCAUGAAGCCGCCCUGGGUGUUGCCGGGCAUGCCAAGGGGCUAUUUGCCGAAUACGGCUUACCCGUCUCAGAAGGCUACGCAGUAGAUACUGCAGAGGAAGCUGUUGAAGCAGCCAAAAAAAUUGGCGGUGACCGCUGGGUUGUCAAAGUGCAGGUCCAUGCUGGCGGCCGAGGCAAGGCCGGCGGCGUUAAACUGGCCGACUCUUAUGACGAAAUCAGAGCCUUUGCAGAGCAGUGGAUCGGCAAAAACCUGGUCACCUUUCAAACAGAUGAAAAUGGUCAGCCCGUCAGCAAAAUCUAUGUAGAAAGCUGCACUGACAUUGACCAGGAGUUGUAUCUGGGUGCAGUUGUGGACCGUGGCAGCCGCCGGGUAAUCUUUAUGGCUUCAACAGAAGGCGGUGUCGAAAUUGAAACCGUCGCCGAAGAAACGCCUGAGAAAAUCCUCCGUGCAGUCAUCGACCCCUUUGUGGGUGCCCAGCCUUAUCAGGGUCGGGAACUGGCAUUUGCGCUCGGCCUGGAAGGUGCCCAGGUGCGUCAGUUUACUAACCUGUUUAUGGGGCUGGCUAAGCUGUUCGAAGAAUCCGAUUGUGCGCUGCUGGAGAUCAACCCUCUUGUCGUGACCAGCGAAGGCAAUAUUCACUGCCUGGACGCGAAAGUCACCAUCGACGGUAACGCGCUGUACCGACAGCCGAAACUCGCUGCGAUGAAUGAUCCGAGUCAGGAAGAUGAACGCGAAGCUCAGGCAGCCGCGUUUAACCUUAACUACGUCGCGUUAGACGGCACCAUCGGUUGUAUGGUGAAUGGCGCCGGGCUUGCGAUGGGCACGAUGGACCUGGUGAAGCUGCAUGGCGGUAACCCGGCAAACUUCCUUGAUGUAGGCGGCGGCGCGACUAAAGAAGCGGUUGCCGAGGCAUUUAAGAUUAUCCUGUCUGACGAAGCUGUUACGGCGGUGCUGAUCAAUAUCUUUGGCGGCAUUGUCAGCUGUGCAACUAUUGCCGAAGGCAUUAUCGGUGCAGUUGAAGAAGUUGGUGUCAAUGUACCCGUGGUUGUUCGAUUUGAAGGCAAUAAUUCUGAGCUCGGUAGAAAAACGCUGGCCGACAGUACCCUGCACAGCGAACAGGCGCUUGCCUAUGGCACGCAACUGGUAGGCGGUGUUACACCCGGGAAAGGUGGUACAACCCAUCUCGGUCUGCCGGUUUUUAACACCGUGGCUGACGCGGUUGCCGCCACCGGCGCUACCGCAUCCGUGAUCUAUGUACCUGCGAGCUUCUGUAAAGAUUCAAUCCUGGAAGCUCUGAAUGCGGGCAUCAAACUCAUCGUGUGUAUCACCGAAGGCAUUCCAACCCUGGAUAUGCUGGCUGUCAAAGCACGCCUGGAUAUCAGUGACGCACGUAUGAUCGGACCAAACUGUCCUGGUGUGAUUACACCUGGAGAAUGCAAAAUUGGCAUCAUGCCAGGUGAUAUUCAUCUGCCGGGUAAAGUGGGCAUCGUGUCGCGCUCAGGCACCUUGACUUACGAAGCCGUCAAGCAGACUACGGAUCGUGGCUUUGGCCAGAGCACCUGUGUCGGUAUUGGUGGCGAUCCUAUUCCUGGCAGCCACUUCAUCGACAUUCUGACAAUGUUUCAGGAAGAUCCAGAUACAGAAGCCAUUGUCAUGGUCGGAGAAAUCGGCGGCACAGCUGAGGAAGAAGCAGCGGCCUUCAUCAAAGCCAAUGUCACCAAGCCCAUUGUUGGCUACAUCGCAGGCGUGACGGCCCCUCCGGGGAAACGUAUGGGCCAUGCGGGGGCGAUCAUCGCUGGCGGAAAAGGUACCGCAGAUGAGAAGUUUGCCGCGCUUGAAGAUGCCGGCGUGCGCACAGUACGCAGCCUGGCUGAAAUCGGCGUAACGUCAGAGGCAGGGCACAACAUCGCGUAUGCCAUUGAUAAGCUGAGAUUCAAAGCGUUAGAAAAUCCCGAAUUACUGGGUGACGAUGCUGAUUACCAUAUCGACAUCACCUUUGAUAAAGACGCCAAGACGCUCACGAUUACCGACAAUGGCAUCGGCAUGACCUAUGAAGAGGUGAUUACCAACCUCGGCACAAUUGCCAAAUCGGGCACCGCCGAGUUUCUGUCACAUCUGACGGGGGACCAGGCCAAAGACGCCCAGCUCAUCGGCCAGUUUGGUGUCGGAUUUUACAGCGCCUUCAUGGUGGCUGAUGAAGUCGAGGUUGCUACCCUGGGAGCAGGCGCUGAUCAGGGUGUGUUGUGGCGUUCAGCCGGUGAAGACGCGUACGAUAUUGAGAAAAUUGAGCGCGCCCAGCGCGGCACAUCCGUCACGCUGCAUUUAAAGGAUGACGCGCUGGAUUUUGCUGAAGACUAUCGAUUGCGUUCAGUGGUACGGCGCUAUUCUGACCAUAUUGGUGUGCCUGUGCGCAUGCUGGAACAGCUAUCGGCAGAAACUGAUGACGCCCAGGACGCUGAAGAAAAAGUAGCCGCCUUUGAAGCGGUUAACUCAGCUCAGGCGUUAUGGACGCGGCCUCGCAGCGAAGUUUCUGACGAAGAAUAUACUGAGUUCUAUAAACACGUUUCCCAUGACUUUGAAGACCCGCUCUCCUGGAGCCACAAUAAAGUUGAGGGCAAACUGGAAUACAACAGCCUGCUGUAUAUACCCAAGCGUGCGCCUUUUGAUCUGUAUCAGCGCGAUAUUCCGCGGGGUCUGAAACUCUACGUUCAACGUGUCUUUAUCAUGGAUGAUGCAGAGCAAUUUCUGCCGCUCUAUUUACGCUUCGUUAAAGGGGUUAUAGAUUCAAAUGAUCUGCCCCUGAAUGUCUCCCGCGAGAUACUGCAGGAAGAUGACCGGGUCACUUCAAUUAAAAACGCUUUGACCAAACGUGUGCUCAACAUGCUGGACACCAUGGCCAAAAAGGAACCGGAAAAAUACCAGACUUUCUGGGACGAAUUUGGCGAAGUGUUGAAAGAAGGGGCAGGGGAAGACUUUGCUAAUCGGGAAGCAUUGGCCAAACUGCUGAGAUUCGCCAGCACAAAAGGUGAGGGUGCUAACAAGAUGGUCAGCCUGGAUACCUAUCUCGAGCGCAAAAGCGAAGAACAGGAUGUGAUCUAUUACAUCUGUUCUGAAACCUACGAAACCGCCAGUCGCAGCCCGCACCUGGAAAUGUUUAAAGACCGCGACAUCGAAGUGUUGCUGAUGUUUGACCGCAUUGAUGAGUGGUUGAUGAGUUCGCUGACGCAAUACGGCGACGUCCAGUUUGUUGAUGUGAUGCGCGGCGAUGUGAGCUUGCCUGGCGAAGACAAAAAUGCCAGUGAAGACGAUGACAAAAACGAAGAAGAAGACGAGAAGCAUCCGCUAGUUGAACGCAUCGCAGCUGUUCUAGGUGACAAGGUUGACAAAGUCAGGCCUUCUAAAAGAUUGACCCAGUCUCCUGCCUGCCUGGUACUUUCCGAGGACGCCAUGGGUGUGCAGAUGCGCAAAAUCCUUGAAGCCAGCGGACAGUCUAUGCCUGAAUCUAAACCGAUUUUUGAGUUCAACCCGAACCAUCUGUUACUGCAGCGUUUGGACAAGGAGCCUGAUGAAGAUCGUUUUGCCGAGCUGGUUGGCAUUCUAUUUGAUCAGGCCAGUCUUGCUGAAGGCGGCGCGCUUACCGAUCCGGGCGCAUACGUUGAGCGUUUGAACCUGGAAAACCACACCGUCGCAAGCUUGAUUGAGGCGGUGCACGGGCUGUUUCAAAGCAACCCCUUGAGUUACGGGCAUGGUACAGACAAUGCCUGGGACGAAGCGGUUGCUUUGGUGCUGACGGUCACAGGCCUGCAAGAUGACGAAUCUGUGCUGAAUACACAGGUGCCGGCUUCACAGGCUUCCCAUUGCUUAGCGGUUGCACAAUUACGUAUUGAUAGGCGUGUGCCUCUGGCCUACAUAUUGGGUCAGACCCAAUACGCAGGUUAUACAUUUAAAGCAGAGGAGGGCGUGAUCGUGCCACGCUCCCCGAUCGGCCUGUUACUCAGCGAUGGUCUGCAGCCCUGGCUACCCUCGUCCGUCAAAUCAAUACUUGAUCUGUGCUGCGGUAGUGGCGUUCUGGGGAUUGUUGCAGCACAUAUCUUCCCGCACGCCAAAGUGACACUCGUUGAUGUGGACCCUCAAGCAUUGCACCUUACAAAAACCAACGUCGCCGAACAUAACCUGGCUGAACGUAUUGAGGUCAUCGAGGCAGAUGUCCUCAAGCAGGGGGCGUUCAUGCAGAAGUUUGAUCUCAUCAUCACCAAUCCGCCUUAUGUUGAUGCGCUGGACAUGUCGAGUCUGCCUGCUGAAUAUGCAGCUGAGCCGGAACUGGCGCUGGCCGGCGGUGCAGACGGUCUUGUUUUCAUUGACGCGAUUAUUGAAAAACUGCCGCUGUGGCUGAAGACUACGGGGCUUCUGGUUGCUGAGGUAGGCGCCAGCGCACCAGCGCUAAUACAGAAAUAUCCACACCUGCCGCUUAUCUGGCUGGAUCUGCCGAUGGGUGGAGAAGGUGUUUUUGUGCUUGAAGGCGCAGCGCUAAAUUCCCAUACUGCGCCCCGCUUGCAGGGACUGGAACUGAGCGAGGCGGAUCUGCAGCCGGAUCUGGACCGACGCCGGCCCGGCCAAUCCAAAUAUACAACCCAACGCAAAGAAUCUGAUCAGGUCAAGAUACUUUCAGGCGUUUUCGAAGGCAAAACAACCGGCACGUCUAUUGGCUUGUUAAUUGAAAAUGAAGACCAGAAAAGCAAAGAUUACAGCAACAUCAAAGAUAUCUUUCGCCCGGCUCAUGCCGACUUUACUUACGAUGGUAAAUACGGCAUUCGUGAUUACCGGGGCGGAGGCCGCUCUUCAGCAAGAGAAACAGCCAUGCGCGUGGCGGCAGGCGCCAUCGCUAAAAAAUAUCUUGCCCAACAGGCGGGUAUAAAAAUAUUCGGCUUCCUGUCUGGUAUUGGUGACAUCAGAAUCCAGUUGAAAGACGCCAGUCAAAUUGAGCAGAACCCAUUCUUCUGCCCUGACGUUGCAGUGCUGGAUGAUAUUGCCGCCCUGAUUGACAGCUUGCGCCGUUCAGGCGAUUCCGUGGGUGCUGAAGUCAGCGUGCACGCCACCGGUGUGCCGGUUGGUCUGGGUGAGCCGGUAUUCGGUAAACUUGAUGCGGACCUGGCUGGUGCAUUGAUGAGCAUAAAUGCCGUAAAGGCAGUCCAGAUGGGUGAUGGUGUCGAUGUUGUGGCGCAACGCGGCACUGAACACCGCGAUGAGAUAACCCCGGACGGUUUCACCAGCAACCACGCUGGCGGUGUGCUGGGCGGCAUUUCCUCCGGACAGGAUCUGAUCUGCAAAAUCUCGCUGAAACCAACCAGCAGUCUAACGACACCGGGUCGUUCAAUUGAUACCAGUGGCAAUCCCGUAGAAGUUGUCACCAAGGGUCGUCACGAUCCCUGUGUGGGCAUUCGUGCGACACCUAUAGCCGAGGCCAUGAUGGCCAUCGUGCUGAUGGACCAUUAUCUGCGCCACCGAGGCCAGAUAGGUGGGUUCAAAACCGUUUAG